Messenger RNA from Culex quinquefasciatus (southern house mosquito), 2920 nucleotides. Its product is annotated as transmembrane protein 235. Bases 969 to 1847 code for a protein of 292 amino acids. NCBI's taxonomy places the organism in Eukaryota, Metazoa, Arthropoda, Insecta, Diptera, Culicidae. The transcript is spliced from 6 exons. Gene Ontology annotation, cellular component: membrane. The record is from RefSeq and is a predicted model, not a curated record.
UGUUGUUGUGCCAUAAGAAGAGUCCGACACGAAGCAACUGUAAAACUGCGCUGUUGAUGUUGUGUUGUGUUGCGUAGACACUGCACACAAACAGAGCCACCGAUUUGGCCUACUCGGAGUGGUGAGUUUCUGUGGUGAGUAUGAUGGCCGUCGUCUUGCAAGAUGUUCGCGUGACGAUCAAUGAACGAGGCGAGCUCCUGGAGCGAGUUCGGUGUGAGUAUUGGUGAUCGCGCUCCGUUUUCACGUCUUGCGACUCUGGGGGUUCUGCCUGAUCCCGUGCCGAGUCGGGCCUUUAGUUGAGCCUUACCCAUCGACGGUACCGGACUGUUUCCACGUCGAUCGCGACUGAUCCCAGCAGAGCGUCGAAGGAGAAGAGCGAAGCAGAGAAAGAAGAUCACACACGGCAGGAGUGUGAGUGUGUGUGGAUCAUCCAGAGAUUCCAAGAGAGUGAGAUCGGAAAAGAAGAUCGGCGGAAGAAGAAACGAAAAAAAACGAGAUCGUACUCCGUUUAGAUUUCCCCGUUGUUUUUGUGUUCUGUUAUCUGUUGGUGUAUUCUAACCUGAGUUUGACACCUUGAUCUUUGUACGCUGAGGAGGGAAUGUUAACAGCUCGAACGAAGCAAAGUGAAAUCCUGACAGGUUGAGCAGUGCACCAGAUCAAGAGCCCCCUGGAGGUUAGAGGUUCUGUCUGCGCCUGUGAGUGUGUACAAGUGUAUCCCAAGAUCCCGUGCUGGUGUGGGUUGUGAGAAGAAAUUUCGCCAAAAAAAAGGUCGAGCUGAAUGAAUUUGCCUGAUCAAUGAUCGUCAAUCGCGGGCAGUGCGUCAGGAUAACCAACAGCAGUGGAUGACACAAAUCCUUGGUUGAUUCAGCGUGUUCGAAGAACAAGUGCGUGUGCCAGUGUAUGUGAAAAGGGUUGGAGAAAGUACGACGACGACGACGUGAGCGCAAAAGAUAAAUAAAAGCCUCGAGAUGCCCUGCAGUGCAGUAACGCUGUCGCUCGCGACGAUAUCCGCCAUUAUUGCCGUUGCCCUGCUGGCAAUCGCCUUCUCCACAGAUAAUUGGCUGAGCUACGAAGUGAAGCGGAAUAACAUACAGACAUUUAUAGCCAAACAUCCAGAUGGCGCGUCACUCACCGAGGCGUUCAACAACCGGCUCAUCUACUACACCCGGUCACGCGGCCUCUUCCGGUACUGCUACCCGAAGGAGAAGCCGCCAGCGUCAGCUGUGCAAAUCUACCUAUCUCCGGUGGAGACCCACUGCUCCAACAUUGACUACUUCCCGCAAACCGAGGAGGAUAAAUCUUCGCCCUCGUUCAACGAGGACAUCAUGGCUCGCCUGCAUUUGGCCCGUUCCGUCAUUGCCGCUUUCGUGCUAAGUUUCGUUGCCAUCUUCUGCGCCUUCUGGACCGGCCUGUCCGGAUGCUGGAAGCGAUCGGCCGGUGCCAUUACGGCCACCGCGAUACUGAUGCUGACGGCGUGCCUGCUGGCGGCCGGUGCCAUGGGACUCUGGCACACGGUUGAGUUCUUCGAGAAGGAGAAGGUCGUCGGUGAAGACUUCUUCCAGAGCUGGACCACGGUUCUCCGUGACAACACCCGCAUCUCGUACGACUGGUCGUAUAUCGUGGCCUGGGCCGGCGUGGCGUCCUCGCUGCUGGCGUCGAUUCUACUGUCCGGAGCGGCCGUCUGCCUGCGGGGCGAACGCGAAAAGGAGGAACAGCUGAACCUGCAAUACCUGAUGCCCGUGUAUCCUCAAAAGCAGCCCCCCUACCCCUACGGUGGUUUUCCCCAACCUCAGCUCUACCCGCAGCCAUACUAUCACGGAUCGCAGUACGGACCGUACAACUAUUAAGUGUUUGACCUCUCCUCCGCCGCGAGGCCAGUUUUGAGUCAAGUUUUGUCCAACCCUCGUGGACGACCAUAUUCUUACCUACGAACGCGAUUUAGUCCUUUUUUGUUUUGUUUUGUAACUCAUCCUUUACACACACACACACCUACACACAUUACACAUUCGAAAUUCAGUGAGAUCGUGAGAGAUCAUGAUGAUGCGAGAUAUGAACGUUUAACAUUUAAAUAUGAAUGCAAUUCGAAUGGGCUGUUUUCAGCCUUAUGCGCACACAACAACUCACAACACACAAACAAACUUAACCAAUCUCCUCAAUCUCUCAGUGCGCCUUUGUGCUCUCGCUUAAAUUUUCGUUUUUCACACACUUACACAAAACAAAGCAAAAAUCUAAUCCGACUCGAAAGCAAAAUUUUACUCAAAAAAAAACGCGUCUUCCCUUCUUUAAGAAUUAAAGUUAACCUCACUCGAAAACAAAAACAAAAUACUUUUACAUCACAAGUCGGAGUCGGGGAUCAACCACACUCCCAAUCACUUCUGAAAAAAACUCUCUAAUCAAACCAUACGAACAAACAAACAAUAGAAAGAUCGCACACACACAUAGGACAGUGCUGUUGCUCUUUCCACCUCUAUCUCUCUCUCUCUAACACAGUGUGAGCGUGUGUGUGACUGACUUACUCUCCUCUUUCUUUAUCUCUUUCUCUAAAUUUUAACCACACCCACCACCACUUUUCACACACAUCUUUUUUUACAUUACUUCGGUUACUUUUAAGUUUAGAUAUUUACUAUUUUUAAAAAAGUUGAAAAAGAGUAACAGUAGAGAUGCCGACGACGAAUGCAAAACACAAUGCGUUAGACUGUAAGAGCUCUUUGAAUUAAUGUUUUUUUUUCCUGUGACUUUGUGAGACUCUUUGUGAGAAGAAUAAAAAAGCAGAAGCAGCAGCAAAUUGAUGUGUAACUGAGGAUAAGAAAUGAAGAUGUAGGCAGGAGUAAAUGCGUAAUGCUCGUUUGUAUUAUGUAUAGGAGAUAAUUUAAUGCUUCGUUGUAAGGAGAAAGAAAAAUAUAUUUUAGUUAUAAAUCGA